AUGUCUCCUGAGCAGGGACUUCAGGUGGCACUGGAACAAGCCAGAGCCAAAUAUAUCCAGCAGAACCCCGAAUCAAAGAAGCUGCAUACCCAGGCAUUGGAAUUUCUCCCAGGAGGUAAUACAAGAGCAGUAUUGCAUGCGGACCCAUUCCCAUUGUACAUGAAGGCUGGGCACGGAUACCAAGUCACCUCUGAAGAUGACAAGAUAUAUACCGACUUUACUGGGGAGUUCACCGCUGCCCUCUACGGCCACUCGUCCCCCCUCAUCAAAGACACUAUCAUCAGUGUCGUUCACAACGUCGGUCUCAACCUCAGCGGCACCAUAUCCGCCGAGCAAGCUCUCGCCAGCGCCAUAUGUGCACGCUUCAACAUUUCGAAAUUGCGCUUCACAAACUCUGGCACCGAGGCUAAUCUGCAAGCCCUCGCUGCUGCGAGGCACUUUACCAAGAAGCGCAAGGUUGUAGUCUUUGGCGGUGCAUACCACGGCGGCGUCCUGGGUUUCGCCGGUGGCAAACCAGCCGCUAAUAAUGUUGACGUUGACGAUUGGGUUGUUGCCAAGUACAACGACAUUGAAAGUGCGACGAGGGCUAUUCAGAGUGAUGGCGUGGCAGCGGUUCUGAUGGAAGGCAUGCAAGGGGCUGGAGGUUGUAUUGUCGGGACUCCCGACUUCUUGAAGGGUGUUGAAGAGGCUGCCAAGAAGGCCGGCGUUCUCUUCAUCCUAGAUGAAGUCAUGACAUCCCGAAUGUCUGCCCAUGGUCUGUCGUCCAUUCGAAGUAUCACCCCGGACCUCAAGACGUUUGGCAAGUGGCUUGGCGGCGGCAUCACGUUUGGCGCUUUUGGUGGCCGAGCAGAUAUCAUGGCUGCGUACGACCCUUCCAGACCCGAUGCUCUCCCUCAUUCUGGCACUUUUAACAACAACACUCUUGCCAUGCACACUGGAUAUACUGGUCUUACACAGAUCUAUACGCCAUCUGUUGCCAAUGAGUUUACUCAGCUAGGGAGUGAGUUUAUAAGGCGCCUGAAUGAUGUGAGCAAGGGCACCAUACUUUGCUUCACGGGACUGGGAACCGUCAUGACGGCUCAUUUUCCAGUGUAUGGAGAAAAAGAUAUUCACGAUGCGGCUGAUGUCGAAGAGAGUGCCGAGUUGAAGGAGUUGUUCUGGUUGGAAAUGCUGGAGAGUGGUUUUUGGUUAGCGAGGCGAGGGUUGAUUGCUUUGAUUUUGGAUACACCAGAGAGUGAGUUGGAUAGGUUUGUGGGUGUUGUCAGUGAGUUUGUCUCAAGGAAUGCAGCCUUUCUGAAGCCGAGGGCAAGGUAG
Pochonia chlamydosporia 170 is the source of this 1314-nucleotide messenger RNA. Its product is annotated as glutamate-1-semialdehyde 2,1-aminomutase. The coding region runs from base 1 to 1314 and encodes 437 amino acids. Gene Ontology annotation, molecular function: transaminase activity; pyridoxal phosphate binding. The transcript is spliced from 3 exons. The record is from RefSeq and is a predicted model, not a curated record. Lineage: Eukaryota; Fungi; Ascomycota; Sordariomycetes; Hypocreales; Clavicipitaceae.